Messenger RNA from Aspergillus costaricaensis CBS 115574, 1524 nucleotides. Its product is annotated as Hsp70 family protein. NCBI's taxonomy places the organism in Eukaryota, Fungi, Ascomycota, Eurotiomycetes, Eurotiales, Aspergillaceae. The record is from RefSeq and is a predicted model, not a curated record. The coding region runs from base 1 to 1524 and encodes 507 amino acids. The transcript has 10 exons.
AUGGAAGGGCCCAGAUUGGUUAUUAAUAUCGAAUUUGGGGCGAGUAAAACAGUCGUCGGCUAUCAUGUCACCACAAAUGGGUGGAAUGGGCUUCCUGCGUUCUUAAAAAUACACAAUACCCAUAUCAUUCCAACGGCGAUCGCGUACACCCCAUGUGGCUUGUCAUGCUGUAUUGGAACGGAUGCCCAACGCCGAGAGAACUGUAUUUAUUGGAUAAAACAUAUAUUCGACGAUGCUCGCAUAUUGCGAGACUCUGAUGACGAGCUUCUCAAGGAGCUCGUCAAGUCGACAUGGCCGCAGCUACCUGACAGGCAACGCGAGGAUCCAUCCCUCGUCGUGUCUGACUUCCUGGGAAAGAUAUUAGGACAUCUCCAGAGUGCCUUGAAAGAUGACCCCACACUCAACGAAUUGCCAAAACAUUUCAUAUUCACCACGCCAUCUACUUGGUCGAGUUUUGCGCAUAUGAAGAUGAAACAGGCUGUAUAUUCAGCAGGGUUUACAAGCCCUCAAGACGCAAUGGUCUCUUUUACUUCAGAGGCCGAGGCGGUCGCCGUAUACGCCGCCAGUGAAGGGGGAUUCAACAUGGGGCAGCUUUGUGAAACAGGUGAUGGAGUUAUGGUGGUCGAUUGUGGUGGCAGCACCGUCGACAUAACUACAUUUUUGGUCGAUCAGAAAACCCCUUUUGGAUAUCAAAGAUUGACGGCAUUCACUAGUAACGCCUGUGGGGCUGUUCAGCUCCAGUCUCUGGUAUAUGCUAAAGCGUUGCAGCAAAGUCGGACGUCUGGUCCGAGGACGAGAAGCAAGGACAAGCUACUUCCGUUUGCCGUAUGGGCCCGGCAAAAGUUUCCAUAUGGACUUGUAUCAAUGCCCACUAAUACCGGGCUUUUGGAUGCUGCCUUGCGGCUGAUCUACAAUAGUUUUGCCAUCAAGAUCAUUAGCCAUAUUCGGCGUGAAAUUGCUUGCGCUAACAUCUGCGCUGGAUGCAAAGUUAUUAAGAAACUGCUUUUAGUGGGAGGUCUGAGUGGCUCGGCCGAGAUCUCAAACGCCAUUCAGUACGCAUGUGGAAACGAAUUCGAGAUCGAAUUUCACCAGCCACAUUACGAUUUUCGGAAUAUAGCCGUUUGUAUUGGUGGCACACUGCGCGGCCUCAUGGGACCGCAACUGUCCUUCAAAUUUUGGAGAUACUAUUAUCUGGUCGACGCGAACCAGCAGAUAAUCAUGAUCGUCAGCAAGGUAAUGCGUGAGCCUGGUCUAUCGAGGGAAGCCCCUAUGACAACGAACCAAACCAAGAUUGUUGGCAGAAUUAACUGCGACUUGUCACAAGUGCCGGGAGACUGGCAACUUCUGAACGUCUUGGUCAAAUACCGAGCCACAGUGAGAUCUGAAGGACAACAUCUUCCUCCCGAGCGCCUGCUCCAUCUGGCUGUGCACGAGUCGGAAAAAUGUAGAAUGAUUUGGACGGUUAGAAUGUCAAUUCCUGUAGGUACCGGGUUGCAAGGUGUCUUUCCUCGAGUCUCCUCUUAG